AGGUACCAGCUAUAAUAACAACACAUAUACCUGUAUCAAAAGCAAAGGUUUUUUUCUUCUUGCCUUUAGCUUCAUUCCUAAAUCUGAUUUAGGUUUGCAAAUUAGCUCUAGAUUCUCAGCAUUAACAAUUGCAGAGCUUUUAACUAAUAAAAGUAAUUUUUUAAUUCUUUUAACUAAAAUGCAAUUUAUUUAUGUUACCAAAACAGAAUGCUUGGAAUGAAUGAGGAUACUAAGUAUUUUUUUAUUGACAUGUCUCAUCAGGAAAAAUUUAGUUAAAGUUCUUUGCCAAAUUGUUGUUUGCUUAAUAUCUGUACACCGUGAGAGUGGCUCUCAAUUAACAACGUUCACAGCUCUCUCACUUUUCCGAGUUAGAUUAUUUUAGAUUAAUUAAUUAUAAAUUAUUUCCGAGUUAGAUUAAUUCGCGAAAAUUAACGCUGUGCUCAACUUUGUGCGGCCCACACGCCGCAUUUCGCGUGUGUGUUCACCGCAACACUUCCAAAAACAUCCCUUCAAAUACACCACAACUCUAGGCAGAGUUCGCUGGUCUUCCAACAUGGUGGACGAAGAGCCUGUGGAGUUCCAAGUGGCUGUUCCCUACGGUCACAUCGCGGGCAAGGUGUGGCGUGCCGGUGCCCCAUGUGCAGUACUGUGCCUGCACGGCUGGCAGGACAACGCUGGCACUUUCGACCACCUGGCGCCGCUGCUGCCCCGCCACCUCUGCCUCGUCGCAGCCGACUUCCCCGGCCACGGGUAUUCCUCGCACAGACCGCGCGGCGUCUCGGACAGCUUCGUCGAGUACCUCGUCAGCAUCGACCAGCUCGUGCAGCACUUCGGCUGGAGCCAGGUGGUGAUCAUGGGCCACAGCAUGGGCGGGGCAGCUGGCAUGCUGUACGCAGGCGCUCGUCCUUCUCUCGUGCACUCUCUGGUGCUCCUAGACGCCCUCAAGCCCAUACAUGUGGAGCCUGCCAAGCUGCCCGCCAGGACGGCGGCCGCCCUCGACGCCGUCGCUCAGAUCGAGCGCAAGCUGAGCGGCCCCAAGCCGUCGUACACGCACGAGGAGCUGCUGCAGCGAGCCAUGAAGAGCCACGAGAUGUCCGUAGGUGAGCUGUUACAAAGCUGCAGCGAGUUUAUUCUCUGCGAGGUGGAUGGCAGCCACCACGUUCAUCUGGUAGCACCGGAGCGAGUGUCGCCGCAUAUCGCGAGCUUCCUCGCACAAGACAAGAUCCCUCACAACAACAUUGGUAAUGGCGGCAAGAGUGACGAUGAUGCCAGCAUCGUGAGCAAGAUUUUGAGGAACAAUUUCUGUCAUACGGCUCGCCUUUAACAUGCCACAUAGGAAAAUUUCUUUGCCGCUGCUGUCAAUGUGCCAAUUAGUCAAUCUCAUUCGUCAUCUAUGAGAUAGUCCAUCAUUAGGCUAGUUUGUCGUCUCUACAUUCACUCUCCACCUUAUUAUAAUAACGGUAUGAUUCCUGUCAGUAAGGAAAUUGCUGUGUUUGAGCACCUAACACAAGAAUAUAUCUUGUAUCUUUGCUUAAUCUUCUUAAACGAUUAAAACAAUAAGAUGAAAAAUUUAUAUGGAGGGAACCUACUGGAUUCCGCAUUGAGUUCUGCGUCUUUGGCACUUGCCUUCGAACUUCGAAUAAUUAAAAUGUAACUCCUUUUAUAGGCAAAAGAAGAGAGAAUUUUCCCUCGUGGCAAGUUAAGGCUUACUUUCAAUUAGUUAACAUAUUCGUUUUCUGUGGGUUGUCUUUUGAUUCUUCGCUUCCCUGAUUCUAUUAAACUUGUAUAAUGGUUAUCAAAAGAAGCACUAAAUAUUGAUAAAUAUGUUCUCUAUACCUCACAUGUAUUAACCUAAUGUGAUAAAGCCAAAAAUUUUUAUUUAUUCAAAUUAAGUGUCUGCUGUUGCAAAGACUUUACUAAAGAGCUGUGAGACGUCACAGUUAUUUUCUUGUACAUAUUUGGUGUUGAGGGUCUCUAUAAGAUUUUGUUCAUAGAAUUUUUAUUGUUUGUGUCAACUGAUUGAUUUAUUCGAAUUAUUCGGGCUCAUGUCUUUUCUUUGACAUUCGUUGAUUAAUUUAUUAUUAGAUGAAAUAUAAGAUUUAUAUCUGAGUUUAGAUAGGUUCUAUUUGUUUUCCAUAAGCUAUAGCAGGAUGAUGAGAGAGUGGCAACAUUAUAUUAUUAAUUAUUAUAUAUGGGAUUACAGGAUGAGGCACGAUGAGGUAUUAUAAGAGUAGUUGAGAAGGUGGAGUUAACGACACAAACGCUAGUAGGACAAGCGGGUGCCGGAGCCGAUAGACGUGGUGGAUGCGUUUAAGGUUAGGCUGAGAUGGACUGCAGCUAAGAGGUGUUGGUCUGUGACUGACUGGUGGUAAACUUGAAGAGCUUAUACAGAGACUUACUACAAUGACGUCACGGAAGGUGACGUGAAGGAUACUACUGACAGCAUGGGUGGUGACGUACGAAUCAAGUCGCCUGACAUUUUUGUGCCUUAUUAUCAAUUUUUAUGUGCAAUAGUACUUUUUAUUAGGUUUUUAUACGGUCGUGAAAUGAACGUAUUGGCGUGACCGUAUUUGUGCCUCUGUAGAUGUUUACAGAAUCAAUAAACGCGUCUUUGUUUUGUUACUAGUAUGCCUGAAUUAUGUUUUUUUGUUUCGCUGUUAUUCUCUUGGUUGUUUUUUAAUUUUUAUUUCAUCCCUAUAUUGAAAUGUACGCACACUGACACUUAGUAAUUGAUCACAGUGUAUUGUUUGCAAGAUUUUCGUGGCGAAACUCAAGCGGUGAAGCAUACUUAUCAUUCUUUCGGUCGAGAAUCUGUCAGCUCUGUGAGGCCGUUGCUUAAUCGGUGCUAAAUAAACUAUACUUUGAUUUA
Hyalella azteca is the source of this 2869-nucleotide messenger RNA. Its product is annotated as probable serine hydrolase. The transcript is spliced from 5 exons. Bases 554 to 1324 code for a protein of 256 amino acids. NCBI's taxonomy places the organism in Eukaryota, Metazoa, Arthropoda, Malacostraca, Amphipoda, Hyalellidae. The record is from RefSeq and is a predicted model, not a curated record.